AUCUUAUAUUUGUAUGCGUGCAAGUGGAUAUAAUUCUGAAAUAAUUCAGAGAUAAUGGUAGGGAUGCAGUAAUAUAGAUUUUGAGGUAUGGACGUUUUAUAGAGAAUCUGCAAUUUAGAAGACUGGAAGAUGGCGAUAAGUGUGUAGAUUGUAGUUCUUGUUAAUGUUUCUUUGAGAAGCAGUGAAGUUGACACAAAGGUAAUGGAAUAUCCAUGAAUGGAGUGAAAGAGGUGUGGUACUUCAAGUCAAUCUAGUAGUACAGAGACAUGAAAUUUAGUGCAGAAGUUUUUCACUCUCCUUUAUCAUGAGGAAAGCAUAGCUCUUUCGAUAUGUUUCAAUAUUCUUUACUGUUUUCAUCUCGAUAAAAUGCAAUGGAUGGUCGCAGUUUUGAGGAGGGGGAAAUCAAGUCCCUUUCUUUUUCCGAAAGGCGGGUGAACAAACUAUGCCAGUGGCCUUUGGUGUUGUUGUUCGCGUAGAUCUGGGGAUGAAUUAUGGCAUUAUUCAUGCAAGCGGUUAUGGACGUGUACUUAUUUCGCGCAAUUUCGACAAGGAUUUGGUACAAUUAAGCAGUUGGCUUUCAGUUGAAAUUGAACCAAACACUGAACCUAUUUUGACAUAUGGGCGUACCUGCUGUAAUUUUGUUGAUGCCGGGGAACCAAAAGUUAUCGAUGAAUUGUUGCCCACAGGCACCUCAGUUUCUAAGACGGGUGCAGUAAAUUUGCGUAUCCAGACACCAGUCUUCACAGGGAAUAUCACGUUUGGAAGUUGCGUUGGACUCAGCCCACAUUUGGGUCGCAUAUAUUUGAAUAAAACUCUUUGCAAGAAGUUUAAUGCAAGUCCGCUUACUUGGAUACAUUGCGGUGUUAUAUCAGUUGUGCCAUGCGAAGAUAACUUCAAUUCGUUCUGGGAAGCUCGGACUGCUGGACGCGAGGAUUCCGACGACCCAAAGCUCAACCGAUGCAUCAGACGAUGCCUGGGUCGAUUUCAUGCUUUCAAGGAAAAAAACAUUUGUAUUUUACAGUUGUUUGAUAGACACAAUAAAGACAGAAGCUUUGCAUAUGUUCAUUCAUUUGAUUUUGCUCACACUGUUUGUGAAGAAGAUUUGAAAAAAGCUCGAGCCAUUCAGGUUUACGUUGCUCCACAACUUGUGUACUUCCCUGAUUAUCCUGUCCUUGCAUGUUAUGCGCGUGUCGUUGAUGACGGUUCACAAGAUGUACAGGUUGGAGUAACAGAGAAGAAAUUUUCCGUACUCGAUAUUUCUGCUACGAUGGACGAAAGCAAUGAUGUUGCCAGAAGCGAUGAACCGAUGGCUGUUGAGGAUACGGUGAAAAAGAACGAUUUAAUUUGUGAUCAGGAUUGCGAAACGAUUGAUUUCAUCAGUAAGUUGUUGGCGUAUCAGUUAGUGGCUAAAAAUAUCAAAAAGAUCGACCGAGUUCUUUUUAAUGAUUUAUGUGCUUUUAUCGCAAAGUAUACUUGAUUUGUUUGCAUAUUUUAUUAUAUGUUUUAAUCUUCGAUGUACCUUCUUGUAUAAUUCCUGAAUAAUUGUAAUGUUCGUCUUUAUAACGUUAUUAUAAAGAGCAACAGCUUUAUUUGCCAAAGGCUGUUGGAAUGAUGCAACCUUAUGCUCCAGAUUAACGCCACAAAACAAUUGGCAUGUUAUGAUUUGCCCACAGCGGUAAUACUUGAAUUUGAUAUAGUUAAGAUUCUUGUACAUUUUAUGAGUUUUAAUGUAGAUUGUUCACGAAUGUUAUCUCCAUAGGUCAACGUUUUUGAAACUUUACUUGUCAGUAAAAUAUACAAACAGUCUUAAACAAUUUAUAUGUGUUAUUUUGUUUCCGA
Molecule: messenger RNA, 1839 nt
Organism: Loa loa (African eye worm)
Lineage: Eukaryota; Metazoa; Nematoda; Chromadorea; Rhabditida; Onchocercidae
Exons: 6
Coding region: 443-1477 (344 amino acids)
Source: RefSeq, a predicted model, not a curated record